AUGCGUAUGUGCCGUGCGAUACUGACGGCGGUGUUCUGGUACGUCAUCGUGCGCCUUUGUGGUUUUGACAGGAAGAAAAAUCAGAAAUGGACAGCGUGGUUCGUCGGCUUCUCUACUUCACAUCUACUUAUGAACUACAAUUUUCGUCCAAAAAUACCACUGAAGUCCCUGGAGGAGUACAAACGGGAAGCGUACUGCUAA
Molecule: messenger RNA, 201 nt
Organism: Angiostrongylus costaricensis
Lineage: Eukaryota; Metazoa; Nematoda; Chromadorea; Rhabditida; Metastrongylidae
Source: the annotation of a GenBank genome assembly